AGCAGCAGCAACACCUCUGUGGCACUGGCCGCUCACAGGGCACAUACAAGGUGCCAACACGAGCUCUGUGAGCUGGUACAGCUUCCUAGCUUAGCAGGGAUCCAUCAGGUUCUGAGGAGGUGUCAACUCCCUCCAGGGCUGCAACGCUGGUUGUAUGAAGGGAAGCUCUCAGAGUACACAGCACGCUGGGGACCAGUUUUCUUGCUGUGAAGAUGGGGACAAGUUUGGCAGUGGUUGCCUGAGGCACAAGCUCGGCUGAUGAGCUCCCUCUUCCCGUAGCUGCUGGCAGCGACAAGCCGAGCAGAGCAGCAGCAGGACGCUGCAGAUCUCAGCAAGCCAGGGUCUUCCAUUCCAGUCAAGAAAAGUGGCAGCUCAGUUUUUUUGUUUUUUGUUGUUUUUUUUUUAAAUGCGUACAUUACAAUUACUCUUACACCCUACACUCCCUUCUUCUGUUAGCUAAGGAAAACCAGAGCAGCGCCACCCAGAGGCCCUGUUCAUGCCAACACCGAUGGGACAGGCCCUCCUCCCGGGGGUGGCUUUGCCACUGACACCGGAGUGCGGGCAUCGUAUCGGGGCGUAGGGCUGAGCGCGGCUGUGCCGGGCGGAGCCGCAGAUUCGGCCCUCGCGCGGACAGCGGGGCACAGGACGGGAGGGGCCAGGAGGGGGGGCUCACGGCCCGGACGCCGUUACCGGCCCCAGGUGACGAGGGCGGCGCGGAGCGGCGCUACGUUACGGAGCUGCCGGAGGGAUCGCCGGGCGCUCACCUUCAGCUGGAAGAGCGUGUCUGCAAGAGAAAGAGAGCGUCGCCUCAGCACCGGGCCUCAGCACCACGACACACCGGAACCCAGGCCGAGACAGCCCGAACCCAGCGCACCCCGCCUCGCUCCACGCCGGGAAGCCCCACAGCCUCCGCGCAAUACGGCGAGACCGCGCCAGACCCGAUACAACAAAAGACUUCACCAGUGAGAAACAAACCAUCCCUACACCCCGCAUUUCUGUGACACCGCCCCUGGAUGAAUGCACCGAAGCAAUGUCAAUGGAAGGCCCUCCCACCAAGGCGGCAACCAGCGGGGGAGCUGGGGAGCGCCAGGAGCCGGACAGCGGGGUGAACAAGGAGAAGCCAUGACCCACAGGCAGAGGCCGCUCAUCGCCCACCGUGACUCCUGCGUGCUCAUGGACAGGGAGACCACCGGAGCCCGCCCUUGAGCCUGGCCUUCCCCAGUUGGGAAGGAGCCGGGCAAUAAAAGCAAGUGCUUGGAACGAGAAGGAGGUGGUUGAUGACAGAACGGCGAUUCGGGGAGCGGGGGCCGCCCCGCUGAGCGCAGGCCCUGCAGGCCGCACGUUGCCUAGCAACCCUUGCUCGGGCCCAGCGCGAGCGGCAGGGCCGAACGGCGCAUGUGUGAGACUGGGGCUUGCCAGAGCGCAUGCGUGAGGUGAGGCGCGCGGCGUUGCGCAUGCGCACGGCUCGCUUCGUAGUGGGCGGGAAGUGGUGUGCGCAUGCGCCUCACAACUAUGGCGGACGGAGGCCGCGCUGAGGGAGCUCCGGCCGAGAGCGAGGUGGAACCGCUGCGGUUCCAGCGGCUGUGGGGAGAGGGCUACUUCGAGGUGCCGGCGUCCGAGCGGCUGGGGAAAUGCCGGAGUGUGAAGGAGUUUGAGAAGCUGAAUCGGAUUGGAGAGGGCACCUAUGGCAUAGUGUACCGUGCCCGGGACACUGUGACAGAUGAGACUGUGGCACUGAAGAAGGUACGGAUGGACAAUGAGAAGGAAGGAAUGCCCGUCAGCAGCCUGCGGGAGAUCACCCUGCUCCUGGAGCUCCAGCAUCCCAACAUUGUGGAACUGAAGGAGGUGGUUGUGGGGAACCAUCUGGAGAGUAUUUUCCUGGUGAUGGGCUACUGUGAGCAGGACCUUGCCAGUCUUCUCGAGAACAUGCAGACACCUUUUUCAGAGGCUCAGGUGAAAUGCAUCAUCUUGCAAGUCCUCAGGGGUCUGCAGUACCUUCAUGAGAGGUACAUCAUCCACAGGGAUCUGAAGGUGUCCAACCUGCUCAUGACUGACAAGGGCUGUGUGAAGAUAGCGGAUUUUGGUCUGGCACGUACAUAUGGGAUGCCACCACAACCCAUGACCCCCAAAGUCGUCACGCUGUGGUACCGAGCACCUGAGCUGCUGCUAGGAGUGACAACACAGACCACCAGCAUUGACAUGUGGGCCGUGGGCUGCAUCCUUGCUGAGCUGUUGGCUCACAAGCCACUGCUGCCAGGCACCUCUGAGAUCCACCAAAUAGACCUCAUUGUGCAGCUCCUGGGGACACCCAAUGAAAACAUCUGGCCGGGUUUCUCCAAGUUGCCCCUGGUGAGUCAGUACACGCUGCGGAAACAGCCUUAUAACAACCUCAAGCACAAGUUCCCCUGGCUCUCAGAGGCUGGGCUGCGUCUGCUCAACUUCCUCUUCAUGUAUGAUCCCAAGAAGCGGGCAACAGCAAAGGACAGCCUGGAUAGUUCAUACUUCAAGGAGAAGCCCCUGCCCUGUGAGCCAGAGCUCAUGCCCACCUUCCCCCACCAUCGCAACAAGCGGGCAGCCAGCGCCAGCACAGGGACAGAGACCCAGGCAAAGCGUGCCAAACCCUGAGCCCUGUCCGAAAGGAGGAGAUGCAGGGAACUCAAGCAGGGAUCAUCGCUGCCAAGGCUGAGCACUGGCUCCUGCCCCAUUGCUGGCAAGGCACACAGCUCUCCUCAGUGAUGCAGUGCUGGGUGCUGUCACCUCUUGGGAUGGCUCCUGGCCAUGUUGCCCCAGUCCCUGAAGAGUUGCAUUUUAGGGGUGCUGCCUUGGUUACCAAUGCCUGCGCUCAGCCCCAUGCAGAGCUUCUCACGCUGGGAACAUCCACAGCCUUCCAGCCCAGCAGAGCCCAAGCAUUGUAUAGUGCUGGCUUCCUUCUGCCCUGGAGCUGAGGGGGCAACAGCCUGGAGCUGCGAGCACAGCACGGGAUGGGUUUAAGCCUGUGCUGCCUCCUCCCCUGGGGGUGGGAUGGAGGCAUGGACUGAAAGGGGGGGAGAUGGGGGUUUAAUACAGAGAUGCUGGAUGUCUGGCAGGACCAGCUCUGGCCUGUACUGGCUGUGUGGUGCAACCCUGACUGUGCUGUCAAUAAAAACAGCUGCAAAGGGCAGUGGUGGUGGAAAGUUCCCUAGGGCAAUACCCGGACAGGAUGCUGAGUCUGGCCUCUCCGUCAGCACCACAUCUCUACCUUUGUCCCUGCAAAGGGAUAAAGACAGCACAGGCUCUGCCUCUCCACCAGCCUGAAGCACAGCCUUCCCAGCUGUACUGUGAGAUGAGAGUUGAGCCUGCAGGGCAGUUCCAUAGGAUAAUGCUGGCCCUGGAUGAAGCCCCCUCAGGGACAGGAGUGCCAUAGAAUCAUAGAAUGGCUUGGGUUGGAAGGGACCUCAUCAAGUUCCAAUCCCCCUGCCACAGGAAGGGCC
Messenger RNA from Phasianus colchicus (ring-necked pheasant), 3470 nucleotides. RefSeq names its product cyclin dependent kinase 10 (gene CDK10). Gene Ontology annotation, cellular component: nucleus. Lineage: Eukaryota; Metazoa; Chordata; Aves; Galliformes; Phasianidae. Gene Ontology annotation, molecular function: ATP binding; cyclin-dependent protein serine/threonine kinase activity. Gene Ontology annotation, biological process: regulation of mitotic cell cycle; protein phosphorylation. The record is from RefSeq and is a predicted model, not a curated record.